Molecule: messenger RNA, 1092 nt
Organism: Toxorhynchites rutilus septentrionalis
Lineage: Eukaryota; Metazoa; Arthropoda; Insecta; Diptera; Culicidae
Product: probable cyclin-dependent serine/threonine-protein kinase DDB_G0292550
Exons: 1
Coding region: 1-1092 (363 amino acids)
Source: RefSeq, a predicted model, not a curated record
AUGGCGCAAGCUUUAGAAAUAAUCAAAACGAUUCCGAUACUAGUUCCCCAUUAUAAUGGUGAGGGGGAAAAGUUAAACAGUACGAUUGCCGCUCUUAAUGCGUGCAAAUCGUUAAUUAACAACGAUAACCAAGCAAUUGCCAUCCAGGUCAUUCUUUCUCGCCUGGAGGGCAAAGCGAGGUCAGCAGUGGGGGAUAAUCCUCAGAAUGUUGACGAGAUAAUUGAAAAAUUAAAGAAUAAAUGCACGGUUAAAGUCGCACCCGAAUCGGUGGUUGCGAAAUUGAACGCUAUCAAACAGAAUAGCGAAAUCGGAAAAUUUACCGAUCAAAUUGAAAAACUAACCUUACAGCUGGAACGUGCAUACAUUGAUGAAGACGUUCCAGUCGGAACAGCAUCAAGGAUGUCCACAAAAGCAGGAAUUAAACGCGUUGAGUCUGGUGUUGUCCGAAACCCUCUCUGCCCAAUUCGAUUCACCAAACAGGAUAUGGCGACCGUGACAGGAAUUAAAGCUUUGGCAUCUGGAGUGAGAAAUCACGAAACCAAACUGAUACUUAAAGCAGGACAAUUUAGCACACUAUCUGCAGCGAUCGAGACAAUAAAUGAAAACGAACAGCCGCACAACGAUAAUGCCAACAUAAUGCAUUAUCGGACGCAAAAUUCCCGAAAUAACCCACAUCAAGGGAAUCGACCUUCGUAUAAUAAUAGAAACCGUAAUAAUUCUAACCAUAACAACAACAACUUUAGACGGAACGAUAGAUUUCAAUCUAGACCGUUUUUAACACAUAGGAAGACAAACAACUAUAAUGGCUAUCAGAGACAACAACAUAAUCAAAACUAUAAUCGACACCCGCAGAACAGGGCACCAUUCAAUUCAACACGAAACAACGGCUCGCGCGUUUUCUUAGCGCAAUCGGGAAACGCGUUCACCCCCCAGCAAAUAACUGUUGGGGGCACCGGACAAGUCACUGGACAAGGCACUGGACAAGAUCCAAGACAGAGUCAAGGCCAGUACCAGAAUGUGAUACAGGAACAACAGAUUCGACCACAACGGCAAAUGCAAGGUCAAGUAAUGACCUACACUCGAAUGAACUAA